AUGGACGACAAUGGAUCUCUCUAUGUCGUUGACCAUGAAAAACAUGAAGUGAGACUAUAUAAAAUUGGUGAUACUCAAGGAACAGUAGUUGCAGGUGGUAAUGGAGAAGGAAAUCGUCUCGAUCAACUCUCUAAUCCCCACUACGUAAUUGUCGAUCGAGAUCAUUCAGUUUAUGUGUCUGAUUGGGGAAAUCAUCGUGUAAUGAAAUGGGAAGAAGAUGCAACACAAGGUAUUAUCGUCGCCGGUGGUCAAGGACAAGGAAAUAGCCUUACACAAUUGUAUUAUCCUAAUGGAGUCGUUGUCGAUCAAUUGGGUACUGUCUAUGUGGCUGAUUCUAGGAAUCAUCGAAUUAUGCGUUGGCCAAAAGGAGCCACACAAGGAAGUGUCAUUGUUGGUGGAAACGGUGAAGGAGCACAGCCGAAUCAAUUCAGUGGUCCCAUAGGUUUAUCAUUCGAUCGACAUGGUAAUCUCUAUGUCGCCGAUUUCGGAAAUGCUCGAGUUGGUACACGUCUUUUAUUAAUUCGUGAAAAUUAUGAUAUUAUUUUAUAUGAUGCUCAACAAAAGCGUUCAUUAACAAAAGUUCGACCAAAAUUAGAUAGUAAAGAUUGUUGGGAAAAAUUAACUUUUAUUUAUUUACAAGAUCAGAUUCCAAUGCUAUUAGGAGAUGUUGAAGAAUGCAUUAAACUUCUUAGACAAUGA
Molecule: messenger RNA, 699 nt
Organism: Rotaria sp. Silwood1
Lineage: Eukaryota; Metazoa; Rotifera; Eurotatoria; Philodinida; Philodinidae
Source: the annotation of a GenBank genome assembly